Colletotrichum godetiae is the source of this 1701-nucleotide messenger RNA. Its product is annotated as FAD binding domain-containing protein. Gene Ontology annotation, molecular function: FAD binding; oxidoreductase activity. The record is from RefSeq and is a predicted model, not a curated record. The transcript has 4 exons. NCBI's taxonomy places the organism in Eukaryota, Fungi, Ascomycota, Sordariomycetes, Glomerellales, Glomerellaceae. Bases 1 to 1701 code for a protein of 566 amino acids.
AUGUCUGAGGAGUACGACGUUCUUAUUUGCGGCAGCGGCUCGGCCGGUCUUUGCGCAGCAGUCUGGUUGGCCCGAUGCGGCAUCAACUUCAAAAUCCUCGAGCGCCGCGAGGGUCCUCUUAAGCAAGGUCAAGCAGACGGUGUUCAAGUCCGUACGGUGGAAAUCCUCGAACACCUCGGUCUCUCUGAGGAUGUGCUGAAGGAAGCCUACCACGUUCUCGAGCUUGCAUUCUGGUCGCCUGACGGCAAUGGCGGAAUCCGCAGGUCACAUCUCGAGCCGGACACCGAGCCUGGACUCAGCCAUCUGCCCCAUGUCAUUCUUAAUCAGGCGCGUAUCAACGAGAUCUUGAUCGAAGGUAUUGUGAAGUCAUCUGGUCAGUCGCACAUCCAAUACGGGAGUGAGAUACGUGAGGUCCUUGUCGAUAGCAAGGCUGCUGGAGAUCCCGAGGCCCGUUGCGUAACUGUGAAGACCAUGGAGAAUGGCGUUGAGCGAACAUAUCAUGCCAAGUAUGCUUUGGGUUGCGAUGGAGCCCAUAGUGCCGUGAGAAAGUCCCUCGGCUUCAAGAUGGUGGGCGACAGCAGUGACGUGGUUUGGGCUGUCAUGGACAUUUACCCCAAAACUGACUUUCCCGAUAUCCGUAAAAAGAGCGUCAUCCAAUCCGAUGCAGGAAAUUUGGUCAUUAUACCAAGAGAGGGCGAUGAAAUGGUCAGGUUCUAUAUGGAAAUGCCGGUCUCGACACCAGGCGAAGUCACAUCUCAGAGAGUCAAGGAGCGCAUCGAUGACAUCUUCAAGCCCUACCAAGUUGAUAUCGCCGAGACAUCAUGGUUCUCUGCCUACUCUAUCGGACAACGCCUAGCGGACCACUUCACCAAGGACCAUCGAGUCUUCCUCACUGGCGACGCUUGCCACACACAUUCGCCCAAAGCUGGACAAGGAAUGAACGUCAGUUUACAAGAUGGAUACAACAUUGGGUGGAAACUUGCUGCGGUCCUACGAAAACACGCUCAUCCAUCGAUAUUGGAGACGUAUGUCUCCGAACGUCACCAGACCGCCAAGGGCCUCAUCGAUUUCGACACACAAUUUGCAAAGAUGUUCUCCUCGACGUACCGGAAAGAGAAUGGCUACACCACUGAAGAUUUCCAAGAUUAUUUCAUAAAAUCGGGGAGAUACACCGCUGGUUUAGCCACGCAGUACCAGCCGUCGAUGCUUGUGAGGCCUGGUGACAAUGAUAACCUGGCAUCUGGUAUCAGCGUGGGAAUGAGGUUCCAAAGCGCGCAAGUAGUUCGGUACUCCGACGCUAAAGCAAUGCAGCUUUCGCAUGCUCUUCUUUCAGACUCGAGGUGGUCUUUAGUUGUCUUUCCUGGCAAUGCCUUGGAGUCUCAAGCAGAGAAACGUCUGUCCCAGGUUGCAGAAGCGCUCGAAGGAUUGAUGAAACGCCUGCCAGUCCUUGAGAACGAUAUUCAUAGUUUCUUAAGCCUGAUUCUGGUACUCAAAUCUGACCGACGAAAUUUGGAAGAUAAGCAGAUACCUCGACUGUUCACGCCCAACGGAGGCAGGUGGGGAGUUAAAUGUCUUCAAAAUGUUUUCGUCGAUGAUGCCAGUUACCACGCGGGCCACGGAGAAGCAUAUGCGAAGUAUGGCGUUAAUCCAGAGGUUGGUGCGAUGGUGCUCGUCCGACCAGACCAGUGUAAGCCCCGUUAA